Messenger RNA from Aedes aegypti (yellow fever mosquito), 1888 nucleotides. RefSeq lists its product as uncharacterized. Bases 34 to 1074 code for a protein of 346 amino acids. Gene Ontology annotation, molecular function: chitin binding. The record is from RefSeq and is a predicted model, not a curated record. Gene Ontology annotation, cellular component: extracellular region. The transcript has a single exon. NCBI's taxonomy places the organism in Eukaryota, Metazoa, Arthropoda, Insecta, Diptera, Culicidae.
ACCCGACUCAGCUCAGUAUUGCCUGAUAUCAAUAUGGGAAAAAUGAGGUUUUGGUGCUCACUGGGUUUGCUGAUGCUGAUAGUUGGAAUAGCGGUUGCACAUUCUAGUGAAGAGUGCGACGAUAGCCACGAGUCAUGUCAUGGACCAGGAGAUGGAGGAAAUAAUGGCGGUGGAGGUGAUAAUAAUACAGGAGGGGAAAGUGGUGAAAAAGGCGACUCGGAACGUCCCAGCCGCUGCAAAAAUAAGCCGGACGGUACCCUUCUACCGUCGUAUGAUUGUAGCAUGUUCAUAGUUUGCGAGGGAGAAAAAGAACUUGAAGAGGAUUGUCGUCCAGCGGGAACAAUGUUCGAUCCCGAACGAGAAGUUUGUGAUUACCCGGAAAAUGUCAAGUGCUGGGAAGGUGACUUAUGCGCCGGGAAAUCUGACGGCGCAGUUGUACCUUCGGAUGAUUGUCAAUAUUUCAUCGUUUGCAAUGAUGGACGUCUCGGUGACGAAUACAAAUGUGUCCCGGACGGUACCCUUUUUGAUUAUCAACGUGGAGUGUGUGAUUACCCAGACAAUGUAAUAUGUUGGGGAUCUGAAGGCCCAAAUACAUGUGAAGGAAGGCCUGAUGGUGCGUUAGCUCCAGCUAUUGAUUGUUCAAAGUAUGUUGUUUGCCAAGGUGGAGAAAAAGGCGAAGAAGUACAAUGCUUACCGGAAGGAACCGUUUUCGAUCACAUCCGAGAAGUGUGUGAUUAUCCAGAAAACGCAAUAUGCUGGGAAGCAGGUGGGGGUGGAAGCGGUGGCGGAUCCAAUGCUACGACCGCUCUUCCUCCAACAAGGCCUCCUCUUGAUGGGGAAAUUCCAAAAGAUAUUUGUAAGGGAAUCAUUAUCGAUAUUUUGCCUCACCCUACAGAUUGCACAAAAUACAUUGUAUGUGUUAUGGGGCAACCCACUGUCGAAUCUUGCGACGAAGACGAAAUUUUCUACCCCUCUAUUGGUGUCUGUGGAUAUGGUAAUACUGAAACUUGUGAAGGCGACGAAAAGUGGCUGAUGAGUUAUCUCACAGAACAUAACAUAAAGUCUACCGUUUGAGUAAGAUAAGCAACAUUUAAUUUCAUUAACGCUGCAAAUUUAGAGCACCCGCAAGAUGAUAAAUUGCUACUAAACCCCUGAACUUAUCUAGCACGUAUACAUUGUGAAUAAUAGUACAUGAAAAAACUCUUCCAAUGAUUUCUUUUUAUGCCAAAACCUCAAUCCCAUCUCAUUCAGUAACAGCUCCUCGAGUGUUCAAGAUGAAUGCCAAAUUUUUAGUUAUUUUGACCAUCGCUCUACUGGCAGCAUCUUGCAAUGCUGAUAGUAAAGAAAAGGGCAAAGGACCCCACAAAAGCUCUAAAGAAUCAGGUGAAUCCAUAGAAAGAAAAGAUUCUGCCGAAUCCUUCGAAGAAAAGCCAAAAUUUCGUCCUGAGAGUACUGCUGCCGUAACACCCGAAACUUCUACAAGUCCACAGGAGUCUAGUCCGCCAGUUCCGAAUUCCACAGAAGAAACCGAAGAUACUACCGUGGACACCACAGCCGAAACUACCGUUGAACCUGAUGUAGAAACUACCGAGGAACCUAUUGCUGAAACUUCUACCGUCGAGCAGCCAACAACAGUGUCAAUCUCAGAAGCUGAACUGAAAGCUCUUUGCAAAGGGCAGUUGAUGGGUCUGAAACACUACCCAGGAGACUGUUCCCGUUAUGUUGUUUGCGCUCUUGGACGACUAGUUGGCGAAUACAGCUGUGAGCUUAACAAUGUCAACCAUAUACUUGGAAUCUGUGCCUGCUGACUUGAUAUGUGUGGAAAUAACCGGCGAAUGGAAACGUGAUCGAUUAUAAGCUUUUUAAAUAGAUAUCAAUUUGACUACUA